AGGAGAUGAACAGAGACUGCAGACACAGUACAGGAGAUGAACAGAGACUGCGGACAUAGUACAGGAGAUGACCAGAGACUGCGGACACAGUACAGGAGAUGACAAGAGACUGCGGACACAGUACAGGGGAUGACCAGAGACUGCGGAUAUAGUACAGGAGAUGACCAGAGACUGCGGACACAGUACAGGAGAUGAACAGAGACUGUGGACACAGUACAGGGGAUGACCAGAGACUGCGGACACAGUACAGGAGAUGACCAGAGACUGCGGACACAGUACAGGAGAUGACCAGAGACUGCGGACAGUACAGGGGAUGACCAGAGACUGCGGACACAGUACAGGAGAUGACCAGAGACUGCGGACACAGUACAGGGAAAUGACCAGAGACUGUGGACAUAGUACAGGAGAUGACCAGAGACUGCGGACACAGUACAGGGGAUGACCAGAGACUGUGGACACAGUACAGG
Staurois parvus is the source of this 467-nucleotide messenger RNA. The record is from the annotation of a GenBank genome assembly. NCBI's taxonomy places the organism in Eukaryota, Metazoa, Chordata, Amphibia, Anura, Ranidae.